AUGGCCCCCACAACUUUGGAGCGUGAAGAUCUUGCUCGCGAUGCAGCCUUCAAUAAGGCUCUUCACGGCAAUUCGGCCAAGGCGGAGGGUGGUCUCGCUGCUAUGCGUAGGAAAGAUACCGUGGCCCAGAAGGUUGCUAUGGACGAAUACUUCAAGCACUGGGACAAGAGAGACAUUGCUGAUGAGACCGAUGCGAUUCGCGAGUCUCGUCGAGCAGAAUAUGCCACCCUUACUCGACACUACUAUAACCUUGCCACGGACUUCUAUGAGUACGGAUGGGGUUCCUCAUUCCACUUCUGUCGCUUCACCAAGGGUGAACCCUUCUUACAGGCUAUCGCCCGCCAUGAGCACUUCCUCGCCUUGCAGAUAGGUAUCAAGAAGGGGAUGCGGGUCUUGGAUGUGGGGUGCGGUGUUGGUGGCCCUGCUCGCGAGAUGGUCAAAUUUACCGACGCCCAUGUGGUUGGGUUGAACAACAACGAUUACCAGAUCGACCGAGCAACCAACUAUGCAGAAAUGCAUGGCCUGUCAGACAAGUUGAGCUUCGUCAAGGGUGACUUUAUGCAAAUGAAGUUUCCUGACAACAGCUUUGAUGCGGUAUAUGCUAUUGAAGCUACCGUCCACGCUCCCGAGCUGGAAGGAGUGUAUAAGGAGAUCUUCCGUGUCUUGAAGCCUGGCGGAGUGUUUGGUGUCUACGAAUGGCUCAUGACAGACAACUACGAUAAUGACAACUCCGAACAUCGCCGUAUUCGCCUUGGCAUUGAGCAGGGUGAUGGCAUCGCCAACAUGGUCAAGAUUUCGGAGGGCCUAGCUGCCUUUCAAAACGCCGGCUUCGAAAUGAUGCAUCACGAGGAUCUGGCCACGCGCCAGGACCCUAUCCCUUGGUACUUCCCACUCGCGGGGUCCUUCAAGCAUAUGAGCUCUAUAUGGGAUUUUCUAACCAUCGCUCGCAUGACUUGGUGGGGUCGUGGCAUUGCCCAUCGCUUCUUCGGCGCUGGUGAGACCGUUGGUAUUUUGCCCAAGGGGUCGCAGAAGACCGCUGACAGUAUGGCACUGGCGGGUGAUUGUCUUGUUGAGGGUGCCAUGAAAAAAUUGUUUACGCCAAUGUACCUUAUGGUCGGGCAGAAGCCCAAGUCAAUUGGUGCAUGA
Penicillium canescens is the source of this 1146-nucleotide messenger RNA. RefSeq lists its product as uncharacterized. The coding region runs from base 1 to 1146 and encodes 381 amino acids. The record is from RefSeq and is a predicted model, not a curated record. Gene Ontology annotation, cellular component: endoplasmic reticulum. NCBI's taxonomy places the organism in Eukaryota, Fungi, Ascomycota, Eurotiomycetes, Eurotiales, Aspergillaceae. Gene Ontology annotation, molecular function: sterol 24-C-methyltransferase activity. Gene Ontology annotation, biological process: ergosterol biosynthetic process. The transcript is spliced from 3 exons.